Messenger RNA from Osmerus eperlanus (European smelt), 2956 nucleotides. It is a transcript of the gene exoc3l1, whose product is annotated as exocyst complex component 3-like 1. Lineage: Eukaryota; Metazoa; Chordata; Actinopteri; Osmeriformes; Osmeridae. The coding region runs from base 218 to 2566 and encodes 782 amino acids. The transcript is spliced from 14 exons. Gene Ontology annotation, molecular function: SNARE binding. Gene Ontology annotation, biological process: exocytosis; exocyst localization. The record is from RefSeq and is a predicted model, not a curated record. Gene Ontology annotation, cellular component: exocyst.
GUCUGGGAGUGUGUGUGUGCGUGUGUGUGAGAGAGAGGAAGGCUGUCAGUAGAAUGGAUAUGUGCCCUCUGUCCUCCACCCUUUCUCCUCUCUUUCUCUCCCUCCAUCUCCUGCCUUCAUCCCCCCUCUCUCAGUGGUGUGCCUCUGGCCAUCUGGGCAGGGUUAACUCGGUGGCGGACAGGCGGACGAACAAACGGAGCGCUGACACUGUGCUUAAAUGUCCGACGGGUGCCAGAAUGGUGGUGAGCAACCUGAAGACGCAGCGGCCCCGGUGGAGGUGUGGCCGGAGGUGCAGCGGGCGGAGUGUCUGGCCCGUGGGGCGGCCUUGAAGUGGGCCUCGGGGGUGUUCUGUCGCCCGGAGCACCUCGAGAGGCUGGCCCAGUACCGCAAGAGGGAAAGCCAGAGAACAACCUCCAUACACUCCAGACUCAAGUCGGUAGUCCAGUCGUAUCUGGAGGGGGUCGGCUGGGGUCUGGAGCAGCUGAGAGAGGCGAAGGCGGACCUCAAGGAGGUGGCUCACACCUUGCGGAAGACCAGGUCAGAGUCCAGCGGGAACGCAGAGGCGGUGAAGGUUCUGGAGAAGCUCAAAGACCUGUCCGUCAAUCACUGUCAGCUCCUGGCUGCCGUGAGCAACCUGCCUCGCCUCUACGCCGUACGGGGCAUGGUGCUGGAGACGGAGAGGCUGGUGGAGUCUCGGAGGCUGCUGGAGGCCCACAGCCGGCUGAUGGAGCUGGAGUGCUGGCAGGACGACGUGCUGUGGCAGCUCCAGGAGGCUGGCUCCUCAGGGGGGGCAGCGUCUGGGCUCAGUGCCCAGGACGAGGAGCUGGUCAGGGCCUAUUUCUCAGGAGUGGGCCGCCUGGUGGAGGCUCUGGGUAAGGAACUGUGGGCAGUGGUGAGCAGUGGACUGGCUCUGGCACGCCAGAACCCCACUCCCUUUGUCUCUGCCGUUCGUAUCGUGGAAAGAGAGGAGGCCCUGGACCACAUGUUACUGGCGGAGAGAGGAAGUGGUAGUGGGGCUCACGGCAGACCCCUCCCGCCUGGGCGGCCGCGCUGCUGGAGAGAUUGCUUUUUUCAGGUGCUGGAGGAGGCGGUCUCCGCGCGCUUCCGGAACAUGUCCUACCUGCACACUCGCGGGCCGGGCCUGGCGGGCCACUUGUCCGCCCUCCAGCACGGCAUUGUGGGGGACUUGGGCACGGUCCGUCACCUCCUGGAGCACUGCGUGCCGCCACGGUACCAGCUGACGCGGGCGUACCUGCGGGCGUGUCACCACUGCCUUCAGCAGCACCUGGCACAGGUCAGCGGAUGGGAGCUGGAGAGUGGGGAGAUCUUUGCUGUGCUCAACUGGGUCCUGCACAUCUACAACAGUCCUGAGAUGAUGGGCCACCCAGAUCUGGUGUGUGAGGUGGAGAACCUGGAGCCUCUUAUCUCCCCAGAGGGGCUGGAGCAACUCCAGAACAAAUAUGUCCAUAGUGUCCGGAAGAGUGUGUCUGAGUGGAUGCACAAGGCUCUGGAGGUGGAGCUAACAGACUGGAAGAGAGACCAGGAGCCAGACAUAGACCACGAGGGUUUCUACCACACCAGCCUGCCCACCAUCAUCACACAGAUGCUGGAGGAGAAUGCUCGGGUGGCCCUGAUGAUCAGUGAAGCACUGAGAGAUCAGACUGUCCAGAUGGGGCUCUACGAGAUGGAGAACCUUCUCAACAGGUUCCGCGAGGCUCUGGUGGAGUUUGGGAAGGAGCAUCGCAGAGACCAGAACUCCAACAAAAACAAGCUCUACCUCCAUUAUCUUCUGGCUUCAAUAAGCAACUGUAUUAUCCUCAAGACCUCCACAGAGCUCCUUCAGCAGCAGCAGUCUCCCCGCUCAGCAGGGCGUUUCUCCCGGACGCCCCCCAACCCGCUAGCGGCUCUGGAGCGGGCGGUGCGGCGAGCCUGCCGGCUGGUGAUGGAGCAGCUGAUGCUGGAGCUGCAGCCAGCCCUGCAGGGGGUGCUGUCACGUCCUUGGCUGGCUCAGGAGGACACCCUGCCCCAGCUCAGCCCUGUCCUGGAGAGGCACUUUGAGCUGUACAGAUGCGUACGUCCCCCCUGCAGAGAGCGCCUCCUGGAGGAGAGCCAGAGGCUGGCUGUGGUGGAAUAUGUCCGGGUCUUCAUGCAGAAGAGGUUAGUGUGCCGGAGCUCCGAGGAGAGGCAGAAGCUGGCUCAGCGCAUCAGUCUGGACGCACAGCACCUCCGAGACAUGUUCCAGAGACUGGAAUGUGAGGGGUUGGUGGCGGAGGUGAAUCCCACGGCCCUGCUGCCUGUCCUGGCUGACUUCAUCCGACUCAAGGACCCCAGCAUGCUGAGUCUGGAGGUGUCAGGCCUGGUGGCCAAGUACCCUGAUAUCAGUGAGGAGCAUGUGUCGGUGCUUCUGGAUGUACGAGGGGAUGUGUCCAGGGACGUGAGAGGGACGGUUCUGGACCUGCUGGAGCAGAGCGCCCCGCCUCUCCCUCCUGGCUACAGGCCCAUCUUCACAGAGAUCCUGGUGCCGCCCUCCAUGCCCUUCUGCCUGCCCACAGCCAAGUGUGCCUGACUGGGUCGGACUGAGGCACGAAAGCAUCGAUUUCAACUUUGAAAAACACUUUUUCAUGGGCUUUGUAGUACAAACCAGGCUGUUGAGUCAAACGUGAGAUUGUUGCUCCUGAAUCGGACAGUAUUAUUUCGAGUUCUUUAUGGAACUUCUCAGACUAGGCUUCAUCUCUCUAUGGGAAACCAGUCCCUCAGUGUGAAUGAAUAGUUCUGGAACUGGAUUAUUUAGUUAAAGCAAAAUGGGAUGUACAUUUAUGUCAGUGGCUAGGUCACACUGUAAGUAAUCUGGAAUAGCUUCAGACUAUCUCCUGAUUCACCAAGUGUGAUUUUUUUUAACAUUAUGUGUAAUUGUGUUUAUAUUCAGAGCAAUGUACAAUAUAAAAUAAAUAAAAGU